Electrophorus electricus (electric eel) is the source of this 6359-nucleotide messenger RNA. RefSeq names its product KIAA1217 ortholog. Lineage: Eukaryota; Metazoa; Chordata; Actinopteri; Gymnotiformes; Gymnotidae. The record is from RefSeq and is a predicted model, not a curated record. Gene Ontology annotation, cellular component: cytoplasm.
GCUGCGGUUGUUCUCGUGAGUGUGGGGCCACGACUCCGCUCGCGGCCGACCUUAGCGCUCUCUUGAGAAAAUGGGAGUAAUAGACAGUACCGGAGAGGGAGCGGAGUGUGCGGAACACGCGCCCGAGGAAGAGCCACUGAAGGGCAACCUGAAGGUGACUUCACCAGAGGACGCCGAGCACCAUCGCAAGCAACCUGCAGGGGGCGCCUGUGCGCCUGAGCUAGCGUCUGCCAACGGGCCCGGGGCGCAGGGUUACGGCGGGGCCAGCCGGGCGGGCGUGCCUCGCCGGCACACGGUCGCAGGAGCACGGAGCUCGCAGGAGAUCCUAGCCAUGCAGCCCUCGGACAUGGACAAGAAGAGGGAGGCGUUCCUGGAGCACCUGAAACAGAAGUACCCUCACCACGCCUCAGCCAUCAUGGGACACCAGGAGAGGUUGCGAGAACAGUGUUUGCAGGGGAUGCUGUCGUCCCUGCAGUGUGAGCUUAACAUUCAGAGAUAUCUGCUAAAAAUUGAGUCUCUCCAUCAGUCCCAAAGCCGGAGUCCCAAGCAGGGCGUGUCGUGCCCCAGUCCCGUGCCUGCGUUCGGGGAGCAGCCAGAGCAAGGCUCCCAGGCCUCGCUGGACACGCUGGAGGCCAUGUCAGAGUGCGACGCCCCAAGCGCCUUCACCCGUGGGUCGCGCUCUCGAGCCAGCCUGCCCGUGGUCCGCUCCACCAACCAGACCAAGGAUCGCUCGCUAGGUGUGCUAUACCUGCAGUACGGCGAUGACACAAAACAGAUCCGGAUGCCAAAUGAAAUCACGGGUGUAGACACAGUGCGAGCUCUGUUCGUCAGCGCCUUCCCCCUGCAGCUCAGCAUGAAAAUGCUCGAGUCCCCGAGUACGGCCAUCUACGUCAAAGACGACAUGAGGAACAUGUACUAUGAGCUCAGUGAUGUCAGGGGCAUCGUGGACCAGUCCUGCCUCAAAGUGUACCACAAGGACCCAGCGCAAGCUUUCAGCCACGGGGCCCGGCCCAGCAACGGGGACACCAGGAUGCACAGAGAGGUGAUGUACGCAGCUCGUGACGGGCCGCUUCUAAUGCGGCAGGCCUCACUCGGCCUGUCCCCAACCCAUGCCAUGCAGGGUUCGAUGUCACCCCCAACGCCCCAAUCCAUGCCCCCUUCACCAUCACGCAUCCCCUUUGGCCCCAGACCCCCGGGGCCGGCAGGAGCCACUGUGCCCCGGGAGAGGGCGGGGCACACUCUGGCCACGCCCACCCGCUCCGCCUCCCCAUGCCCCAGCGCCAUUCUCGAGCGCCGCGACGUCAAGCCAGACGAAGAUGUCGGCUCCAAGAGCAUGGUGCUUCCCGCCCGCGGGGAGGGGAUUUACGCAGACCCCUAUAUGUUACACCACCAUGCCCCGCCCCCUGACGCAGUGGACCACGCCUACCACCGCGGCCCCGUCCGCCCCUAUGGUCCUCCUGGAAUGCCGACGGACCCAGGAGAGCAUCAUUCACUGUUUCGGCAGAAGAGCAGGAAGUACACGGAAAGCCAGCUGCCCACACUGGGGGCCAAGACGCCGCCCCCGUCGCCCCACAGGAUGGGCGAGAUGAGGGUGAUUGACAUCCAUGCUGGCCAGUCCCAAAGUGCCGUGUCUCUGGAAAGGUCGUCGCCUGUCAGGCAGUCCUUCAGGAAGGAUGCACCUGUCUCUAUGGAUAUGGUGGUGAAAAGCAGGAAUGCCUUGGCAUCCCCUGUGACCCCUGACCUUCAGCCCCAUUGUCCGCUGGUCCCACCUGGUGACCCUCAAACACGAGAGAGAAUGAAGGCUAUGGAGGAGCAGAUAGCCAGUCUGACUGGUCUUGUGCAGCAUGCUCUCUUAAAGGGCCCCAGUGUGAACGGCAACGACAGAGAGCAGGCCAGCGACACAACAGUGAAGUCAGGAUCACCUGUGCACAGCAUGUCCAGCACAGGAGGGUCUCCAGUGCUUGGACCCAGAAGCAGCACAGUCCCACCUGAAAGUUUCUCCACCUCUACUCCACCCAUCAGCUCCACCCCUCUGCAGGUGAAUCUCGCCCAGUUCAGGAAGAAUGUAUCAGAGCUCCGCCUCCAGCUGCAGCAGAUGAGACAGCUGCAGUUGCAGAAUCAGGAGUGCGUGAGGGCUCAAAUAAAGCAGGCCGAGCAGGAGAUCAGUGUAAGGCUGGCUGAAGCACUGCGGCUACAGGAAGACCCUUCACACAAGCAGCGCAUGCUGGUGGAGGAAGACAGACACAAAUAUCUCUCCAUGGAAGAGCGAGUCCUCACACAGCUGGGGGAUUUAGAGUUCUAUGUGGAGUCUCUGAAAAGAGAGCCGAGUUCAGACGUAACUCCACGUUGCGUCACCCUGAAGGAAGUAGAGGAGGGGGCUAUCAGCCUGAGGAAGGUGGGCGAGCACCUGGCAGGACUUAAAGGAGAGUUCCCGGGCCUGCAGGCGCGGAUGCGCGCCGUGCUCAGGGUGGAGGUGGAAGCCGUGAAGUUCCUGAAGGAGGAGCCACACAAGCUGGACAGCAUGCUGAAGAGGGUGAAGGUGCUCACCGAUGCGCUGAGCACUCUGCGCAGGUCUGUCACCGAGGGCUUGCUAAAACCUCCAGAUCCUGUUACCAUGACGACUUUGACUGCAGUGGAGGGGGUGGAGUCAGCCCCUCCUGCUGAUCUCCAGGACCCAGUGACCACGCCCCUCCUUGAGCCUCAGAGUUCCUCUGUUAGGUCUGAGGUCAUCAACUCCAACCCUGUGGUGAUCCACCACGCCCAGAGCUCCCCGGUGACGCCGCGGCAGUGCCAGCAGUCGGCGGCACCCUCGUCCGCCAGCCCCGUGCAGCUCAAGAAACCCAGCGCGCUGCAACCAGACCACGGCCCGCCGUCGAGCAGCGUCGCCAACGGCAGCGCCCGCAGGAGCGCGGCUCCUGGUGACGACGUAGUCCACGACGGCGGGGCGUCUCCGGUCCUGUUCAUAGAAGAGAUCACAAACCACAGCAAGGGUAAAAACAGAGCCACGUCGAUAGAGGCUGCUGAGAGAGAGUGGGAGGAAAAGAGACAGAACAUGGGCCAUUACGACGGGCCCAAAUUUGAGAGGAUGCUCCAGGAGGCAGAAGCAAACAUGCUUAGGGGGAUACCCAGCCUUGAGGGUCCAAGCAAGGGGGACAGCCCACCGAGUCCCUCUGCAGUGGCUCCCGCUGCUCUGGAGGAUAUGGUGGAGAAGCACCAGCCUUCUGCCAUCCCCGCACAAGAAAACAACCAACCUGAGUCACCCAGUUCUGAGAAGCCCCCUAAGACCGGGCCAGAAAAAGCCCCCAAAGGGCAGCUAGAGAAGCCAGCUAAAGCAACCACAGUGGAGAGGCCUGCUAAAGCAAACCUGACGGUCAAAACCAGCCUUGAGAAAGCCACGAAGCAUCAGGACAAAGUCACCAAGCUGAGUCAGGGCCCAGACAAGACCAACAAACCCCCACCUCCUCCCCCACCACGCAGGAACUACCCCACCACACCCCCCAGCACAGGCAUGACCACCACGCGCUCAGGAGAGCUCGUCUGCAUCAGCAGGAAGGAGUCAGGCUCUGUGCCGGGUGCUGCAGGGGAACAGAGUUCUGCUCCGAAGUCCAAACCCAAGAGUCCCGUAGAGGCGAAGCCAAAGUCCUGUGCCCCGCCUGCUCUUCCGGCCUCGGCUGUGGCUGAGGGGGAGGACAAUGGAGACAAGAUCAUGGCAGAGCUACAGGUUUUCCAGAAGUGCUCUGUUAAGGAUGUAGGGCUCAAAGGUUUGGUAGAGCCACAGAUCAAAGAGCUAAGACCCGGGGCCUUACCGCCCCUCAGAGAUAAGAAGCAGAAUACAGAAAUCCAAGAAGACAAAGUUCUGGUCACAGAUGAAAAUGGCAACAACACAGUCCGUCAAAGUCCAGGGGUCAUCUACUAUGUCACAGCUCAAAUCACCAAGGACACACCAGAGGAUUCAACUGACCAUAGAUCUGCAUCUCAAUCGUCCUCAUCACAGGUUUCACAUGUCAGUGCUUCUGAAAAAAAAACAAAAACGCCACAGGUAUCCUCAGAUGGCUCAUCUGGUAGCCCAAAGAACAGAGUCCCUGACAACAUACGUGGCCUUCCUAGUGCUCUGUCCUUUAAACAGCUCACUCGAUCAAGCUCACUAAAGUCAAAACACCAGUCUCCAACUGAAGAAGGGCCAGGUAGCCCAACACAGGGGAAGGUACAUGUGGUCAAGGCUCCCCAGGUACAAGUGAGUGUAGAGGAGAGGGUGGAGUCUCCUACAGCAGUUUGCACACCUGUUUCAGUUAGGUGCCCAGACCUGAUCCCUUGCCAGGCAAGCGCAAGCUCUGGUGAGUUGGGAUCGGCAAGUCGGGAGCUUGUGUUUGGUUCAUGCAAAGCUAGAGAAAGAAAGUAUGAAGAAGAUGAAAAUGAUAGCGAGGCCUUCCUCAGUCCUGACUUGCCAGGAGAAGAGCCUCCUCCUCCUCCACCUGAUAAUAUUGCCUUCAUGAUCACCAACACCAAAGUGCAGGCUUUGUCCACUGGGGAGUACCAGGAGCUUGUCAAUGCCAAGAGAGGUAAUGUGCAAACUGUCACUGUUGGCAGCAAACCACAAAGCAAACAUGGCAAUGACAAAGUUUCUCAAAUUGUCACCAACAGCGAUGGACCAGAUGAUGUUGAAAACAGUGGAUUCAGUAAAAAACCUGUCAUUAUAAUUUUCGAUGAACCAAUGGAUAUCCACUCAGCCUACAAACGUCUCUCUACCAUCUUUGAGUGUGAAGAGGAACUGGAAAGGAUGCUGUCAGAAGAAAGGAUAGAAGAGGAAAGUGAGGAAAAUGAGGAUGAGGAGGAAAGAACUGGAAGGAUACAGGUCAAACUGAAGGAGGAUAUGGGAAAUUCUGGGAGGGCACCAAGUGAGUCAAGCCCUUUCUUGGGCACUGGGGACAAGUGCCAUGUGUCUUCAUCCCCACUGUUAUGUGAUGGGGGAAUGCUAAAUGAGACUGCAACUGAUCCCAAGCAGGAGGCUAAGAAGAAGUUUAAGUUAAAAUUCCCUAAGAAGCAGUUAGCAGCUCUGACACAAGCACUUCGCACUGGUACCAAGACAGGCAAGAAAACCUUACAGGUGGUAGUCUAUGAAGACGAGGAAGAGUCAGAUGGGACUAUUAAGCACCACAAAGAGACCAAAAGGUUUGAAAUUGCGAGAUCCAAAGAGGAAUCAGCAAAAUCCGAAUCAACCCUUCAGGAAACUCAUGGACGGACAGAAGAAAUCCGAAAGAGCACUUACAAGACUCUUGACAGCCUUGAGCAGACCAUCAAACAGCUGGAGACCACCAUCAGUGAAAUGGGACCAAGGUCUCCUGAGGAUCUGCAACCUAAUGAGUGCUCUAAACAUCACAGCAGCCCAGGUAGGGAGACCUCAGACAAAGGGACUCCUCAGAAGACCUUCGUUUCCAAACCCUCCAGCAAGAGUUCUGGACUUCGGAAGAAGCCCAAACCACAGAUCCUUCCUCGGCCUUCCACGAUCCCCACCACAGGCGUAUCCAUCACUCCAGCAUCUUCCCAGCAGAACGCCAGCGUGUCCUCACCUACUAGUCGGAUGCCGGUGCCCAUGUCUGCCAAGGCCAGGCAGCCGCCAGGCACCUCAGACAGAGAGAGGGCAGCAAAACAGCAAAAGCUACAGGACUCUCAGAGGCAGUUCCGCCAGGCUAACGGAAGUGCUAAGAGAUCUGGAGGAGAUCCCAAAUCCACUUCCCCUACCAUGCCUGCCUCUAAAAUUCCUGCUUUUUCCUCUAGUACAGGAAAAGGUGCUUCCCAGUCUGAUUCUACUAACCCUGUUAACUCCUCGAUUGCCCCCACUUCCUCUUCCUCCCUUUCAACCAACAAGUCUUCCAUUCCCACUCAUCGCUCAAUCCCUGCCCCGUCUUCCCAGAUUCCCUCCCUAUCUAAUGGCUCUCUGAAGCUCGCACCUGCCACUCACAGUGCUAAAAGCCUGUCUUUAUCCACACAGACCCAAAAUGGCAGACCUUCCUCUUCUUCCUCUUCCUCUACCCAUUCCCCUUUGUCCCCCACCAUGUUGGCUCAGGGUGUGAAGAGUAUCCGAACCAUACACACACCCAGCUUCGUCAGUUACAAUCGGCCACACAACGGGAGUGCUGGAAAAUCAGCUAUCCCUAUGGCAACAGCCACCAAGGACGCUUCAUGAAAUGCUCAGCCACUAUCAUACAGUCAUGUCUUAAUGAGGUAUUGUUCCUGCUCAUUAACUCAAGUUCUUGGGGUUUUUUUUAACACAGCUUUGUUCCAUCCCCCACCCCCUGAUUUUAUCAUUAUUUUGCUGUUGCCUUGCAUCCAGUGUUCCGACUGCACUUUGUGGGAUUCGG